This is a messenger RNA of Glycine soja, 2461 nucleotides long. RefSeq lists its product as uncharacterized. The coding region runs from base 406 to 2220 and encodes 604 amino acids. Lineage: Eukaryota; Viridiplantae; Streptophyta; Magnoliopsida; Fabales; Fabaceae. The transcript has 13 exons. Gene Ontology annotation, biological process: positive regulation of growth. The record is from RefSeq and is a predicted model, not a curated record.
GGGCACACAUAGUCGUCGUUGGCAUUCAUUGUUGGGGUGCCACGUCUAGUCAAACUACUCCAUUUCAUUCCAACCCCAGCAAGCAUUCUAUUUCCGCGUUUUCUCUCUUUUCAUUAAUUGCUUACUUUUACUAUUUUAUUCGUUCAACCGUAUGAAAUCAAUGAAUGAAUGUCAUCAACAACAUCUUAUGUUUUUAGUCAAACCCCAGAGUCGUAAAUUCUCGGCGACUUUUCCCUUUUUCAUACCUCCUUACCAUUCCCAUGCCCUCCUUUUCUAAUCUCAUUUUCCUUCUCCAUUUCAAACACUCUCUGUAAAUAGGUGUUGGGUUUUUAAUUUUUGUCUUGUGUUGCAUUUUUUUUAUUUAUUUUUUCUGAUAAUUGGUGACAUUUUUUGAGGAAGAUAAUAAUGGGAGCGGUUUGUUCGGCUGGUAUGGUGGAGAAAAAUGGUGAACUUGGAGGGAAGAGUUUGGGGCUUUCUGGGAAGCUUAAGAAGGAAAAUAGCUUUGUGAAUCGGAGAGAAGCUUUUUCAGAUUCAAGGUCUAAUAGUGGUCACUCUAGAAAGCAAAAGAAGCACGAUACUGGGUUUUCCCAUGAACUUGGUUUAUCGUCUCCUUCACCUGGGGGGAAACAGGUGAGUCAGAGGGGUUCUAUUCUGGGAAAAGCAGGCGAGAGAGCAGUGGAAGUUCUGGACACAAUUGGAAGUGGCAUGCCUAAGUUAAACACUAAUAGCGGGUUUGUCUCUGGCACAACUUCUAGAGGGAAUAAGAUAUCAAUACUGGCAUUUGAAGUAGCUAAUACAAUAACCAAAGGAACAAUUUUGUUUCAAUCACUUUCUGAAGAAAACAUUCAGUUCCUUAAAAAUGAGGUGUUACAAUCGGAGGGGGUUCAGCUAUUAGUAUCAACUGAUGUGAAGAAGUUAAUAGCUCUUGCUGAGGCUGACAAAAGGGAAGAACUCAAUGUCUUCUCAAGGGAAGUGACUAGAUUUGGAAAUAUGUGUAAAGAUCCACAGUGGCACAACCUAGACAGAUAUUUCUCAAGAUUAGAUUUGGAUGUCCUGGAUGACAAACAAUAUCAGGUAGAGGCAGAAAAGACAAUGCAGGAGUUUACCAGCCUAGUUCGGAAUACUUCUGAAUUAUACCAUGAGUUAAAUGCUUAUGAACGUUUUGAACAAGAUUAUCUGCAAAAGAUUAAGGAAAUGGAGUCCUUAAACCUUCCUCUAAAAGGGGAGAGUAUCACAAUGUUUCAAAGUGAGCUAAAGCACCAAAGAAAGCUUGUGAGGAGCUUGAAAAAGAAGUCUCUUUGGUCCAGAACUUUGGAAGAGAUAGUUGAAAAGCUCGUUGAUAUUGUUACCUAUAUACAUCAAGCAAUUUAUCUGUUCCUUGGAAAUCAUGGUACAGCUGCAACUAAGCACAGUGACGGUCCUGAAAGACUAGGGGAAGCUGGUCUUGCACUGCACUAUGCUAACAUCAUCAGUCAGAUAAAUAUGAUUGCAUCUCGCCCAACUGCUCUUCCUCCAAACACCCGAGACACAUUGUAUCAUGGUUUGCCCAACAAUAUUAAGGCUGCUCUUCCAUCCCAGUUGCAAACCGUUGCUGACAUGAAAGAGCUCUCCAUCACUCAGAUCAAAGCUGAAAUGGAAAAGAUUCUUCAGUGGCUUGCACCACUUGCCACAAAUACAGUCAAAGCACAUCAAGGUUUCGGAUGGGUAGGUGAAUGGGCAAACACAAGUAAUGACUCUGGCGAUAACACCUCCAAAGAAAAUAACCUGAUUCGCCUGCAGACACUUUAUUACGCUGAUAAGAGGAAGAUAGAUGUUUACAUCAUUGAAUUGUUGGCAUGGCUUCACCAUUUGAUUAGCUCUGUAAAAUCUAGACAGAAUACCUUGAGACCAAUGCCUACACGGUCUCCUCCAAAGGGACACGAACUUCAGUCUAAGAUGCGACAGUUAUUAAUUCUAUCUGUGGAUAGUAGCAACAAGCCGUUGGGAACUCAAAUUUCUCAUGAGGAUAGGAGAUUAUUGGAGGAUGUUAUUGCAAGGAAAAAGAACCCUGGACUUAGCAAAAGCGAGGAUCUUGGUUUGGCUAAGAAAAGACAAGUCAAACAUUUGCAAGUGACCAAAAGUGCUGGGAGUUCACCUGCCAAGGAAUUCUUCGGUACAAGACUCGUCUUUAACCACCAAAACUAUAACGUUUUGGAUAUUAUGGAUGGGUUGGGUUACUGAAAACUUCAUCUACACUCAAUCGUUGUUCUCACUUCUCACCUCUCACUUGUUUUUCUGCUGGAAUUCUUGCUUAGGGAUAAUAUUCAACAUUCAUUUCUAUACAACUCUAGUUAUGUACAUAUCUAUAUCUAUAUGAACGACUAACGCUGGAUUCAUUUAACUUUAUAAAUUACUUUUGUACAGGGGAUGAGGAAAAUAGUUGAAUUCCUUUUAUUGUUCAAUUUAUUAUUUUUUUGGUGAA